UACCCAUUUGACAAAACUUAGUGCAAAACUAUCCCACAUUAAGCUCCCAAACCACUACAAUGGGUUCUCUCCCAUCUCCACCAAGACCCUCUUCUCCACCACCAUCACCAACUCAUUCUCUGUCCAACUACAGAGUCUGUGCCACAUUUUGCUUGAGAGAGCCCUCACCCAACUUGAACAUAUCCAAUUGGAUCGAAAUCUACGACCCAUCAACCAACUCUUGGACUCAUGUCACCUCAAUCCCUGGCCUCGUUGAGAACCACAUCCUGAAAGGUUUCUCCAUGGUCUCAAUGGGUGAUUCACUUUACAUAAUUGGUGGUCGGUUGUGCCACAAGGAGCUCUCUCACACUUCGGAUGAGUGCAGCUCGCUUGUGGAUAUGGAAGUUCAAGUCUCAUCAUCGGUGUUGCGUUAUGAUGUUGCGACUGAUCAAUGGUCCACUUGUGCACCACUUGGUGUAGCCAGGUGUGAUUUCGCCUGCACGGUUUCCGAUAACAAAAUCUACGUGGCGGGUGGAAAGACCACGCUGGCGUGUGCGAGAGGAAUUUCGUCGGCUGAGCUGUACGACCCUCAGCUAGACAAGUGGAUUCAUAUGCCAAACAUGAGCACAUUAAGGUACAAGUGCGUUGGUGUCACAUGGCAAAACAAAAUCUACAUUCUGGGUGGAUUUGCAGAGCCAGUGAGGAAAAACUCAGACGUGCCUCCUAUAAUGGUGCGCAGCUCUGCUGAGGUUUAUGACACACAAACAAAGAAAUGGGAACUGAUAAUUGGAAUGUGGCAAUUGGAUGUACCACCAAAUCAAAUUGUUGAUGUGGGCGGGAGGCUAUUCAGUUCUGGGGAUUGCUUCAAGCAAUGGAAGGGUCAUAUUGAAUCAUAUGAUGGUGAACUCAACAUAUGGAAUGAGGUUGAUGGGUCUCAUCUCCACAGUUUAAACUCACUGAUUUCAUCAGAUGACGAAAUGUGGGCACAUAGCCAAAGGCGUUACCUAACGAUGGCACCCAUCGGAGAUCACUUGUAUUUUUUGGCGAUUCAUGGACUAAUGGACAACGAUUUGCCGAGAACAAUGUCGAUUGUCCAUAGAUUCGACACUUCUGCUACGAGUAACAAUUGGACAAGCAUGGAGCCGAUGGAGGAGGACAGGGAGAAAGAGCUUUGUGGACAUGCUUGUGUUGUUCAUCUUUCUUAGAGCUCAAGCUUCAAGCAAAACCCCCCAAAAAAAAAUUAGCGUACUUGCUUAAUUAGUCUACUAUGAAUUAUAUUAUUGUAUGAGGUUUUGCUAACUGAUCCAUCAGUUUACUGGGCUAGUCCAGAUGAUUUUGCAUACCUUGUGACAAAAUAAGAAGACCAAAUCUUGUAAAAUAUAUUGCCUUUUUCUUCUUUCAUUAAAUUAUUUCUUGAACUUUGUAUUA
Messenger RNA from Rosa rugosa (rugosa rose), 1407 nucleotides. RefSeq lists its product as uncharacterized. Gene Ontology annotation, molecular function: protein binding. NCBI's taxonomy places the organism in Eukaryota, Viridiplantae, Streptophyta, Magnoliopsida, Rosales, Rosaceae. The record is from RefSeq and is a predicted model, not a curated record. Bases 60 to 1184 code for a protein of 374 amino acids. The transcript is spliced from 2 exons.